UGCCCCAUGCUCAGCACCAUUUGCAAUACCUCAGAUAAUGAAGCAGUCCAUGUGAAAAUGCAACAAGAUUUGGACAGUAUCAAGGCUUCAACUGACAAGUCUCAAGUUACAUGUGCACCACACAAAUGCCAGACAAUGAUCAUUUCUAAUCUUGUCACCACCCCUUGACAUUCAGUGGUGUUACCAUCACUGAAUUCCCCACUAUCAAAAUCCUUGAGAUUACCACUAACCAGAAACUUGACUGGAUUUGCCAUGUGAACACCGUGGCUACAAGAGCAGGUCGGAAGCUAUGUAUUCUCGGGUAAGUAAUUCACCUCCUGACUCCCCAAAGCCUGUCCACCAUCUACCAGACACUAAUCAGGAGUGUGAUGAAAUACUCCCGACUUGCCUGGAUGAGUGCAGCUCCAACAACAAUUAAGAAACUUAAAGAAGCCACCCAGGACAAGGCAACCUGCUUGAUUAAAACCUCGUCCACUUCUUCCAUCACUGACACUCAGUGGCAGCAUUGUGUGUGAUCUUCAAGAUGUACUGAAGAAAUUCACCUUGAAUCUCAACACCUCUCUGGCAUUCAAAACUAACAUUUCAAGAUGUACUGCAGAAAUUCACCAAAAACAGCACCUUCCAAACCCACAAUCACUACCAACUGAACGGUCAAGGACAGCAGAUAGAUGGGAACACCGCCACCUCCGAGUUCUUCUCCAGCUGUUCCUUCACUGUCUCUGGGUCAAAGACCCCAGUAAGAUCCUGACGCACUGUGAAGUCCCGCACGCACAGGACAGGAUCCUGACGCAUUGUGAAACCCCGUGCAUGCCUGGCAGGAACCUGAUGCACUGUGAAAUCCUGUGCACGCCUGGCAGGAUUCUGGUACACCAUGAAACACUAUACAUGCCUGGCAGGAGUCUAGUACACUGUGCAAUCCCCUUCUUAUGAUAUUAAAAAAUAUUUUUGCAUCAUUGUCAUGUUUACUAUAUGGAUAUUCGACCUGUGCACGUUGUUUUGAGUCUGCAGUUGCCCCUUACAGAACAAAUUGUCAGAAACAUUUUAGUCACCUCUCAAGUUUGCUCACAAUCGGGCACUAAUCUAGGAAAAAAUGCCAUGAAAAUAAUGUUCUUGGUGAUGAGGACAUUUUUAUCUCUUUUCACAUUGAUCGUAAAAUAGUUCAUAUAUGCAGGGUGAAAAUUCUUCUGCUCAAAUCGUUAUCCUUUCUUUGGUGCAAUUCAAUGACUUAUGGAAAAAUAUUUUCUAAUUUCCAACAUUGCAUUGUAGAAAACUCGGAAAAAAAUUUAAUCAACAGAAUGGUGCUACAGGUUGAAUGCUUUCUAUUUUAAGAAUAUACUUAGUGAAGCGUGGAGUCAUUUUAUUUUUGACUCAAAUACAUUUAGUUUGAAAGGACAUUGCAUCAACAGAGUUACUUGUUGAAUGCAUGAAACAGCUGAAAAAUCUAUUUAAAGAUUUGUGAACAAUUAUAAAUUCUACUCUAACUCCAUUUAAAAGUUUGCUGAUAACUCCAUCACAGUGGGUUGGAUCUUAAAGAAUGAUGAGGCAGUACAGGAAAGUGACUUUAGUGGCAUGGUGUAAAGACAUUAAACUCGUUCCCCGUAAUAUCAGCAAAUGGAAGCAGCUAGUCAUCAAUUCAGGAAGCAGCAUGGAGGACACGUGCCUGUCUGUAUCAACGGAUGAGGUGAAGAUGAUGAAGAGCUUCAAGUUCCUUGGAGUGAAUAUCACCAACAGUCUUCUGUCCAUCCACGUUGGUGCUAUGGUCAAGAAAGCACGCCAAUGCUUCUACUGCCUCAAAAGGCUUAGGAAAUUUGGCAUGUCCACAAAGACUCUUUUUCCAAUUUUUAUAGAUGCACCAUAGAAACCAUCCUGUAUGGAUGCACAACAGCUUGGUAUGGCAGCUGCUCUGUCCAAGACCGCAAGAAAUUGCGGAGAAUUGUGAACGUAGCCGAGUCCGUCACGAAAACGAGCAUUCCUCCCAUUGACUCCGUCUACAUUUCCCGCUGACUUGGAAAAGCAGCCAACAUAAUCAAAGACCCCUCCCACCCCGUUAUACUCUCUCCCACACUCUUCUGUCGGGCAGACGAUACAAAAGUUUGAAAUCUGACACCAGAUUGAAGAACAGCCUUUUCCUACGGUUAUAGACUUUGGAAUAUUUUAAAGUUAAUCUUUCUCUGCACGUUCUCUGUAGCUGCUUUCUGUUCUGUUAUCCUGAUAUACUUAGGUAAGGUAUGAUUUCCCUGUAUGGCGAACAAAACAGUACUUUUCACUGUACCUUAGUACAUGUGACAGUAAUAAAUCAAAUCCAAAACUAAGGAAUAUCUCAGGGCAGUCAUGUCCCUGUUACAGAGAGAAAUUCCUCUAGCAGCCCACAAAGUGUACAUAUAAAAGCUUGGGAAGACAAUGACGUAGUGAUAUUAUUGCUGGACUAUUAAUCCAGAAAUGCAGGUAAUGCUCUCAAAGCAGCUGAUUUGAAAUAAAUUGAGUUGAAUUCAAGACAUUAGAUUGUUUUCAUUCAAAUUAACUAAUUAAAAGUCUCAUAAUGAAACCAUUACUAAUUGUCAUUAAUUCCCAUUUGGUUCACCAGUGUGUUUCUUUGGGAAUUAUAUUUGCUGUGAUUAAUACUGUAAUGUGUGACUCCAGUCCUACGGCAAUGUAAUUGACUCAUAGUUGCCCCUCUGAAAUGGCCAAGCAAUCUGCUCAUUUUGAUCAUACCACUACAAAGCCUCAAAAAAAGGAAUAACCCAGACAGACCAUCUGGCAUUGAGCUGGAAUCUGAAGCAAGAACAACAAACUUGGACCUGUCAAUGCUGCAAAGCCCUCUUUACCAUCAUCCGCAGGAUCAUUCAAAAUUUGGACAUAGUCAUAACGCAUCAUCACCGUUCCUACAGGGGAAGUAGCACAGUUGAGUACAGUCAGGAGGGAGUUGCCCUAGGAGUCUUCCAAAUUGAUUCCUGACACCAUGAAAUCUCAUGGCAUCAGAUAAAGCAUGGCUGUUCAGAAGAAACACAAGGAGGCUCUUCAGGUACAAACUGAAACACUGCGAGUAGACCCAAUUCUAAUAAAGGAGAAAGUGAAGACUUUCCAGCUGGUUGAUCAAUACACUGAGCUAACGCUCAUUUCUGCUGUUCGAAACUGGACACUUGUAGAGCAUGAACUGCUAGCAAGAGGCCGAGACCAUGACGAGUGGAGAGAAAAACAUCUCCAGAGAGAAGUAGAAAAAAUCCGUAUUGAUCACUUGUUCCAGAGCAGUUUUUCCUGGGUAGGAUUUUUGCUCCAGAAAGUAAGGAACUUAUUUUGGCAAUCCAGUUCAGGGAGUUCAGCAGUGGUGAGUGGAGUCCCAGGGAUUGGGAAAACAACAAUAGUGCAGAAGAUUGUUUAUGACUGGGCCGUUGGCAAAAUAUACCCACACUUUCAAUUUGUUUUCAGCUUUAAAUUCCGGGACUUAAACAGUAUUAACUGCAGGAUUAACCUGAGGAAUCUGAUAUUGGAUCAGUAUUCUUACUUUGGGAAUGUUCUGGGAGAGCUCUGGAAGAACCCAGAGGGUCUGCUGUUUAUAUUCGACGGUUUGGAUGAAUUCAAGGACAGAAUCGAUUUUGCUGACAAUCAGAGAAGCACAAAACCUCAGUCUAUGUGCACAGAUCCUGAAUGCUGGUGUGAAGUGUCUGACAUUGUAUACAGUUUAAUCCAACACAAGCUGCUCCCAGGAUGUUCAGUGUUAGUAACUACUCGUCCCACCGCAUUGCAUUUAUUGGAAAAGGCUGAGAUCAGUGUCUGGGCUGAAAUCAUGGGCUUUGUUGGUGAUGAGCGGAAGGAAUAUUUCAACAAUUGUUUUAAAGAUCAAAAUGUGGCAGCAGCUGUUUUCAGAUAUGUGGAGGAGAAUGAGAUCAUGUACACCAUGUGCUAUAACCCUUCGUACUGCUGGAUCCUUGCCCUGUCACUGGGUCCCUUCUUCACACAAAGAGACAGGAAACAGAAGCACGUUCCCAAGACCAUCACCCAACUAUAUGCCUACUAUAUUUACAACAUUCUGGAAAACCAUGGCCGAGAGAUUGAAAACCCCCGUGAUGUGUUACUGAAGCUUGGUGAGAUGGCCUUCACUGGAAUCUCUGAGAAGAAGAUUGUGUUUACAAAUGAAGACUUGAUCCAGUACAAUCUGCAACCCUCCCAGUUCCUGUCUGGGUUCCUAAUGGAACUAUUGGAAAGAGAUGAUUCUGUUCACAGUGUAGUUUAUACAUUCCCACACCUCACCAUCCAAGAAUUCGUAGCUGCACUUGCACAGUUCCUCACUUCAAAUUCUGGGGACAUGCAAAAACUCCUCAGUGAUGCACACAGAAUGGAAGAUGGGCGGUUUGAGAUAUUUCUUCGUUUUGUUAUUGGUCUUUCUUCUCCUCAGUCAUCCAAGCCUCUGGCAAAGGUUCUUGGUCCAUUUUGUCACAAGAUAAUCUGUCAAGUGAUUGAUUGGGUGAAGGAGAUGGUUGGGGAACAGAUUAGAAACUCAGCAAAUAAACUUGAUCCAAGAAAUCUCUUGAACACAUUGCACUACAUGUUUGAGUCUCAGAAUAAGAAACUGCUGCAGGAAAUUAUGGAAUCUGCAGAAAAACUUACAUUGUGUUAUUUGAGACUGACACCAAUUGACUAUCUGGUCCUGUCUCAUGUCAUUGAAUUCUGUGAUUCAAUAAGAUGCCUUGACAUGCGGAAUUGUUAUAUUCAGUAUGAAGGACUGCAGCGGCUGAAUCCCAUACUCCACAAAUGUCGUGCGUUGAGAUUAAGUUUUAAUGAAUUUGGAGAUUCAGGAGUGAAAUUACUGUCUGCAGCUCUGAGGAAUCCUGACUGUAAAAUAGAAGAACUGAGCCUGGAGGAAAACAACCUGACAGAUUCUUGUGCUGGAGAUCUUGCCUUUGCACUCAACAUGAACAGGUCACUGACUGCGCUGUAUCUGGGUAAUAACAAACUGGGAGAUUCUGGAUUGAAAUUACUGUCUGUAGCUCUGAGGAACCCUGACUGUACAAUACAGAAACUGCACUUGGCUGAUGACGGUCUCUCAGCUUCUUGUGUCGAGGAUCUUGUUUCUGUUCUCAGUACAAACCAGUCACUGACAAGUUUGGACCUGAGUAAUAACGAGCUGAAAGAUUCAGGAGUGAAACCGCUGUCUGUGGCUUUGAGGAACCCAAACAGUAAAGUACGGGAAUUGAUACUGAAAGAAGUUGGUCUCACAACCUCUUGUGCUGAGGAUCUAGCUUCAACUCUCAGUGCAAGCCCAGCACUGACCAUUCUAAACCUGGGUUAUAAUAAACUGGGGGAUUCAGGAGUAAAAGCACUGUCUGAAGCUCUAGGCAAUCCCAACUGUAAAGUACAGAAACUGCGCCUCUCUGAAAAUGGGAUCUCAGCUUCAAGUAUGAAGGAUCUAGCCUGUGCUCUCAGUUCAAACUGUUCACUGAUCGAGUUGGAUCUGAGCCGUAAUAAAUUACGUGAUUCAGGAGUGAAGCUUCUGUCUACAGCUCUGGGGAAGUCAAAAUGCAAAAUUCAGAAACUGCGGCUGGAUGAUAACCGUCUCACAGAUUCUUGUACUGACGAUCUUGCAUCUGCCCUUAAUUCAAACCGGACACUGACAGAGCUGAAUCUGGAGUACAACUCUUUCACUGAUAAAUCAGUCCCUGCACUCUGCCGUAUCAUAAUGAACUGCACUGGUCUAGCUUGGAUCAAACUGUGGGAGAAUAAGUUCAGUUCAAAUGGAAAAAAUCAACUUAAGUCACUCCAGGAUACAAGACGUGGACUCAAUGUGGUGUUGUCAGCAUGUUAAUUAUCCCUGUCACAUGAAUUUUGUUUGAUGAUUCUCUGUCCCUCACCUGUAAUCACCCAGUGCUCAAGGUUGGAAUAAAAACUGAAAGAACUGUGGAUGCUGUAAAUCAGGAACAAACACAAAGUUGCUAGAAAUGCUCACCAGGCCUGGCAGCAUCUGUGAAGGA
Rhincodon typus (whale shark) is the source of this 5966-nucleotide messenger RNA. Its product is annotated as NACHT, LRR and PYD domains-containing protein 12-like. Bases 2987 to 5800 code for a protein of 937 amino acids. Gene Ontology annotation, cellular component: cytoplasm. Lineage: Eukaryota; Metazoa; Chordata; Chondrichthyes; Orectolobiformes; Rhincodontidae. The transcript has 9 exons. Gene Ontology annotation, molecular function: protein binding. The record is from RefSeq and is a predicted model, not a curated record.